AAGAAAGCCCCAUUCCUCCUACUCUCACUUCUUCCUACAUAAAUAACCUCCUAUUGCCACUAUUGCAUAAGCAUAAGCAUGCUCUAUUUCCCCGCGAAUAAGUUGGCGAACAAUUAAAAUGUUUGGCUUCCAAGCUGCAAGAAUGUCUUAUGCUGUGCUAGCCUUACUAGCCAUCUCUGCCGUUGUCUCGACGGAGGCCGCAGGCGGCGGCGUCGACGCGCCGAGUCCAGCUCCGUCGGGGCCUCUCAAUCUGACCGAGAUCCUCACGAAGGGCUCCCAGUACAACGCGUUCAUUCGCCUGCUCAAGGACACCGAGGUGACCUCGCAGGUGGCCAGCCUGCUGGACAGCGACCGGAACGCCGACGGCCUGACGGUGCUGGCCCCGACGGACGCGGCGUUCGCGGGUCUCAGGCCGGGCACGCUGAACCGGAUGGACGCGCAGGCGCAGUCGCAGCUGGUGCUGUUCCACAUCCUGCCCAAGUACUACACCUUCGUGACGUUCCAGACCACCACCAACCCCGUGCGCACGCAGGCCUCCGGCCAGCACGGCGUGUACACCGUGAACGUCACCAGCGGCGGCGAGCGGCGGGUCAACGUGUCGUCGGGGCUCAUGGAGGCCAUGCUUGGGAAGACGCUCUACUCGGCGUACCCGCUGGCGGUGUACUCCGUGGACAAGGUCCUGCUCUCGCCGGCGCUCUUCGGCCGCAGCGACGUGAAGGAUGGAGCCGAGGCACCGGCGGCGGCCUCGAAACCGCAGAAGCAAGCCCCUUCUUCGACGGCGGCUGGUGAUCACGCUCCUGCUAAUGAGGCUGACGCCACGGCCGCCGCGGGGGCAGACACCACAAGGACCAGUAGGUGGCUGGCUUUUGCUGCUACUGCGUCCGCGGUCGUGCUCAGCCUGCUCUCAUGUUAAGUGAUAGCAAUCGAGCAAUGUACGUGUCCAUUUAAAUCCUAAACUGUAUUCAAGCACAUUUCUUCUAAUAUUUAUUACCUAUUCGGAUGUUCGGUUCGGAUCAGAGUGAAUACUUCUAAUUUUGCUGAAUUUAGACCAAAAUGGUUGCAACAUGUACCAUUUUGGGACCA
Messenger RNA from Sorghum bicolor (sorghum), 1083 nucleotides. RefSeq names its product fasciclin-like arabinogalactan protein 11. Bases 119 to 913 code for a protein of 264 amino acids. Lineage: Eukaryota; Viridiplantae; Streptophyta; Magnoliopsida; Poales; Poaceae. The record is from RefSeq and is a predicted model, not a curated record. The transcript has a single exon.